CUGAGAUUCGCGAAUAUUGCGUAUUUAGGUUAUACGAGCGGUGAUUUGAAUUGAAUUUAGAAUUUUGUAUCGUAUUACUAGUGCUUAAGUAUUGAUUGGAAGAUAAAUAAUUAUGGCUGGUGUACUCUUCGAAGAUAUUUUCAAUGUUAAAGACAUCGACCAAGAAGGAAAGAAAUUUGACAGAGUCAGUCGCUUGCACUGCGAGAGCGAGUCCUUCAAAAUGGACCUAAUCCUCGACAUCCACUCUUGGCUGUAUCCAAUGGAGCUAGGUGAUAAAUUUCGAUUGGUACUAGCAACGACAUUAAGAGAAGAUGGUUAUCCAGAUCAGAGUGAUUGGAACCCCGCCGGAUUGGAAACGGAAGGAUCGAGAGCGGAUAGCUUCGAAUACGUAAUGUCUGGGAAGGUGUACCGGAUAGAAGGAGAUGAAGCGGCAGCGGAACAAUCUGGCAGACUGGCUGCGUACGUAUCUUUUGGAGGAUUAUUGAUGAGACUGCAAGGAGACGCUAAUAAUUUACAUGGAUUUGAAAUUGAUCAAAUGAUGUAUUUGCUAAUGAAGAAACUCGCAUUUUAAAGUAAAAAACCAAUGGUGCUUGUGAAGUGUGUUUUUAAUGUAAUUCUGAAAAAUAAAGUUUUUGAAACCAA
Molecule: messenger RNA, 642 nt
Organism: Onthophagus taurus
Lineage: Eukaryota; Metazoa; Arthropoda; Insecta; Coleoptera; Scarabaeidae
Gene: Rpb8
Product: DNA-directed RNA polymerases I, II, and III subunit Rpb8
Biological process (GO): DNA-templated transcription
Cellular component (GO): RNA polymerase III complex; RNA polymerase I complex; RNA polymerase II, core complex
Source: RefSeq, a predicted model, not a curated record